Messenger RNA from Porites lobata, 4443 nucleotides. Lineage: Eukaryota; Metazoa; Cnidaria; Anthozoa; Scleractinia; Poritidae. The record is from the annotation of a GenBank genome assembly.
AUGAUCCCUGUGUGUACAUAUCUUCUGAAAACAGGAGAAAUUGAACGCUCUAAUGUGCUUCCUUGUCCCUUCUCCUCAGACCAAAUCGCUUCAGUGUGCCAAUUUCUCCAGAAUAACGGAGAAAUCGAACGCCUUUCUCGAUUUCUGUGGUCUUUACCCACGGAAAUAGACUGCGACGCCAAGACUACCGAGACAAUACUUGUUUCAAAGGCGGUGGUCUAUUUCUACCAGAACAACUUCAAGGAUCUUUACGCCAUGCUGGAGAAUCACAAGUUUUCUAAAGAAAACCACGAGCGACUGCAGUGCUUAUGGAGGACUGCGCAUUACCUCGAAGCCGAGCGACAGCGUGGUAGACCCUUGGGAGCAGUGGGGAAGUAUCGCGUUAGAAGAAAGUUUCCUCUUCCGCGUACUAUAUGGGACGGCGAAGAGACUACCUACUGCUUCAAGGAGAAAUCGAGGAAUAUUUUAAACAAGGCGUACGCUGAGAACCCUUACCCUACCCCACGAGAGAAGUAUGAUCUAGCGAAGAUGACCGAUCUGACUGUGACGCAAGUAAGCAAUUGGUUCAAGAACAAGAGACAGCGUGUUCGAGCUGCUGAGAUGAGGAAGGGGUAAGUGAGAGAAACAUACCUUUAUCUUCUAUUUUCAUUCAAAUCCACCCUCGUGUAAAAGUUAUGGAGCAGCGUUCCCCAUUGUUUUAACCACUAUAUGGUUUUGUAGUGAUAGGAGUCUAACUAAAAGUUAACUUGGAGAUGAACGUUCCAUUCAAUAGCAAGUGAUAUUUCUCUUAAAUUCGCCUAAAUUUUCCUUUCCCUGUAGUAACUCGCCCUGGCCAAUUUAACUUCUGCUUCACACACAUAAGUCUUAUACUUUCUUUCUCCUUGUAUUAUAUUUGCAUUAAAGACAAAGUGUUUUGAUACAUUUUUUGGAUUUUUAGCCGUUAUGUGCCCUUUUUUAUGCUUCCGGGACGUUUACCCUUAUCGUUCCAGGAAAUUCAUUUUACACUCUGUAGUAUUCACGGUAGUUAUAUGAGUAGCCGAAUCGUGUAGCUGGCCUUUUGCUUAGAUUAUAAUCCUUAUUAUGUACUCCAUGAAUAAUAUCGUAGGGAUAGGACCAUACAAACAAAUACUCUUUGCAGCACUUGUUUAUCACGAUUUCUGAGAAAUUUUCUUGAAUUUUGACUGACUAUCGGCAAGGGAAGAAACUUAAAUAGUUGCCUUCCUUGGUCAAAACUCCACUAAUACAAUGUCAUUUAGACUCGGGUUCCAAGUAUUGGUAUUCCCUUUUUUUAUCAUAAUCAGAGGAGAAUUUGAUCAGUGGUCCUUAACUUAAUUCAGUUGUUACCCAAAUCGACUCCAAGUAAGUUCCAACUUUAUUAUUUCUGAAAAACGGAAAACAAAUCGUUUCCUGUGUAACAAGUGUUGGAGAGUCAGAAACAAAACAUGAUUAGGAACAGUGUAGCGCUCAUAAGUUGAUUACAAUUAAAAUUUGUCUUUGUGUUCUUAGCGCUAAAAUGUUUGAAAAUCCAGACGUUUCGGGACUACUGUCCCUUCAUCAGUGUUGGAGAGGCCGUUUAAAUUCGAAAGGCAUGAUCACAGGGUUUCUUCUACAAACUUUGAAGUCAGAUGAUGAUGUUUCCCUAAUUGCCUCUGCAAAGAAAAUUUUCAAGGUUGUUUGAAAAAUAUGUUAGUAUUUAUUCACUUUAUUUUCCAAUUACUUGGCUCCUUGAGGAAUUUUCUUUUAUCAUACAGAUUCUCUCUCUUUUUUUAUGUUUUUUUAACGCUGUUUCAGCUGAUUAGCUGCUAAUGGGAAACGAUUAUCACCUGCACAAGGACUGAGACACCAGUCGCUUUUUUUAUGUUCAUGCUUGUUUGCUCGAUCGUGAUCAAAGGCUUUUAAACUAAGAGAGCUUAGCAGGGGAAGUUAUAAAAAAUUCAAGUCUUGGAGACUCCCCCGCGUGUUGUUUAGUUUUAUUCGCGUUUUUUUUUUCUUUUACCCAAUCGCCAUGAGUUGGAGAGCAGGAACUAAGAUCGCGGUAAAUGAGCUGUUAACGACUUUUUAAUAUAUUUAUAAAAGAUUACCAGUAGGAAGGAGCCUUUUGCUACAAACUCUUUUCAAGUAGCAUGUUAACAGCCCAUUGCCGAGAAUAAAAGAUUCACAGCAACGAAAAUGUAACUAAUUGUCUUCGUUCUACGCACGUGGAGAAUCGAAACCGACUCUGUGGUUUAACGUAAAGAGCUCUUUUUAAAUUUAUUGUAGGUCUCAUUUUGUGUCAAAUGUUUAAUGAAGAUGUCAUCUUGAAUUUAAAAAGUGAAAUUCAUUUUACUGCGUCGUUAAUCACACCACAGUUAAGAGCUACUCUCACUUAAAUGAACAAACUCGAAGUUAAAAAGCACAUUUAAAAUACGUCACAAUUAUUUCUCUUCACAGUUUUACCAAACUUUAGUAGAUAUUAGCCACUUCUUAUUUCCUGUGGUUAGGGAUCAUGUUUCAUAUUGAUGUAUGCUUCUGCUCGACAAACUUAAUGGUAUUUGUGUGCGGGCAGAAGUCGUAUCUCUGAAUCAACAACUUUGAUACUCAUCCUUCAAUCACUUAUCUUGCCCAAAUGGAAAAAAGGUUUUAGCGUUGUUUGUUUUUCAUUUUAAGACCUUCCUUUUAUUUGAGCACCUGCGAGGUGAAAAACCAACCGAAAAUAUUAGCUAAUGGGCCGAGGGAUAUUCCAAAAUAAAAUAUCAAUAGCACGAUACGCGACACCGUUCGAUGUCAAUCAUGAGGUGACAGAUAUGUCCAAAAUCAUACAUGCGCACUUGAAGUAUCUCCUUUGAUUUUAGUUUUGUUGAAUGGUUGGUCGCCUUUUUAAUUUUUCCCUGUUUUUGUAGUGAGCAUCCGUUUUCGCUUUUUUGCGUAAAAAAGAAACAUUUUGUGGGACACAGAAUUAAUCGUUGGUUUUAAAUGUAAAUCACUUUCGGUAUUGAUUGAUCCCUUUGUUGCUGAAAAAUAUUCAAAAUGUCAUUUAAACCUGCAUUGCCUCUUGAAAACGACUGGUGGAUAGUUCUGUAUAAACGGACAAGCCACAGCAAAGAAAAAAGCAGUUUGUUUCUUGAAAUUCGUAAGACAAAUUUGACAUGAAUAUCAUAGCAUUGUUUAAUAAACAUGAGAUGAAAAUAAACGUAGAGUGCGUAAUUUUCAUAUGAAAGAAAAAGAGACGUGAAACCAAGGGUAUAUACAAGGAGCAGUAGAAUCUUUUUUCGUAGGUUUUAUACCCAACAGCAAGGGAACAGAAAAGGUAGUUGUGUUUAUUCAAACAUUUUCACAUAAUGAGCACGUUUUAAACGGCAAAAAAUGUUCUUACCUUAUUUCCUUGCACCAAUUUCUGUGGACUGAAACAGUCCCUUGCCUAAACAACUCAUAAAAAGGUAGGCGACACCAUCGGGGUCUAUGACGUUUAUUAAAGAAUAGCAUGAGAUUUUUAGCUUCCCCUUGUACGUGAUGAGGCUCAUUGGCUUGACGAACCAUAUUCAAAAGUUGUUUCUUUAACAGUUGCAUUUACCAUUGUAUGUAUAUUUAAGAAAACGCUAAGAUAGGUGUCACAGUCACAAAUAACUUAUUGUUGGAAGCAACAGACACCGUAGAUUUUAACCAGGAGAUGAUUUCGCGUAAUGUUGGGUAACCUCCGCAACUUUUGCAGCCGUCGUUUUUGCACUUUACAGCGCUAGCUAUUAUAAUAUUACUUCUUAGUUAUGGGGUGUCCCUGUAAGAGCUCUUCUUAUUCUCUUUCAUGUCUGUAUACCCCUGAGCCAGGAAGUCAAAUAGCAUGUAAUUAUAGCAAUUACUUUUAACCAAUUUCCAGUAGGUAAGAGGAGUGAUGGCGUCACAAAAACUAAAUUUUUGAAAUUAUGUGAUUGGUUGGUAUAUCCAGAAAGAACAAGAUAAAAAUUGUUUACUUGCCAAAUAUGAGACUGUUUCGGCAAAUUGGGUGGGAGAUAUAAGCAUUAUUGUGCUCCGAUGACUCCAUAUAAUGUAAAAUGUGUCUGGAUAGUAAACGUUAGGAUCCAUGCAAGUUAAUCAUGUGUAUGUCAAAUGUACUUUUGUAGUGGCCUGGAUCCAGAUGGCAUGAUGAAAAUGAAAGGUCCCGGACGAUCUAUGAUGUUCAGUUAUGACGAGCUGCGUUCUCAUUUUCCCUACCUCAUUCCUCAACCUCCCAUCCUAUCAGCGCCGCAAGCUGCCUCACUGCCAGCAAGAUACCUUAUGGACAUACAUCCACGAGCGCAUUCUCAAAAUCACCCUUAUGUCCCGCUUCAGACGUACCCUGCAUACGUCUCGGCAAGUCCACAUCCGCUUGCAAGCACAUGUACGAGUACGCAUGCGCCAGACAGACCGGCUUUGGAGCUGUGUUCCGAAACGAGUGCGUUUGAACCUAUCUAUACGAGUAGACUUGGAUAG